Messenger RNA from Quercus robur (English oak), 1534 nucleotides. Its product is annotated as zinc finger protein CONSTANS-LIKE 16-like. The coding region runs from base 92 to 1381 and encodes 429 amino acids. Gene Ontology annotation, biological process: regulation of DNA-templated transcription. The transcript has 2 exons. Lineage: Eukaryota; Viridiplantae; Streptophyta; Magnoliopsida; Fagales; Fagaceae. The record is from RefSeq and is a predicted model, not a curated record. Gene Ontology annotation, molecular function: protein binding; zinc ion binding. Gene Ontology annotation, cellular component: nucleus.
UCUUUUGCUUGCUUUUGGUAUAUGCUAGCUUCCAAUUUCUGAAUUGUAUUUCCUAGCUUCCAAUUUUGUUUUGAAUCAUAUACUUUGAGUUAUGAUUUGUGACAAGAAUGUUGCAAACGCCGUUGGUGGAAAAACAGCUAGAGCCUGCGAUAGCUGUGUACGAAAACGUGCUCGAUGGUACUGUCCAGCCGAUGAUGCUUUCUUAUGCCAAGUUUGUGACUCUUCGGUUCACUCAGCAAAUCAAUUAGCACGUAGACAUGAAAGGGUUCGCCUAAAAACUGCAUCGUUCAAAUCUUCAGACGCAGCUGUACAGAAUUCUGUACCAUCAUGGCACCGAGGGUUCACUAGAAAAGCAAGAACACCACGACAUGGAAAGCCAGUGAAUUAUCAAACACCUAAAUCCAAAGAAGAACCGCUGCGGAACCCAUUUCCUAUUGUGCCAGAAGUCGGUGCAGAUGAGAUUUCACAUGAGGAAAAUGAAGAGCAGCUUCUUUAUAGGGUUCCCAUAUUCGAUCCCUUUGUUGCUGAGCUGUGCACGCCUACAACGCCAAAAGAAGCAGUAGCAGCAGUUAAUUCUAGUCCUAAUGCUAGUGAAACUAAGGUAUUGUUAGCUAACUGUGGUCAUGAUGUGGAUAAUUUACAUAGGUUUAUUCCUUCUGACAUGGAUCUUGCUGAGUUUGCUGCUGAUGUUGAAAGCUUAUUGGGUAGAGGGCUUGAGAAUGAGUGUUUUGGUAUGGAAGAGCUGGGGUUAAUGGAUUGUAAAGAGAAGGUUAUGAAGGAGGGUUGUUUAGGUAGUGGAAGAGUCAAGGUUGAGGAAGAAGCGGGUACUGAAUCUGUUACAGCUUGCCUGGUUGAUGAUUCGGAGAUUGAUAUGAUGAGGGAACCCUUUGAGUUGAGCUUUGACUAUGAUUCUCCUGCGACGUGUGAGGAGGAAGAUGAGAAGGCGACUGUGAUGAGGAAUAUUGAUGAUGGGGGAUAUGAAGCUGCGGAUAAAAAGAAUAAAAAGAAGAUACUGUUGAGGCUGGAUUACGAGGCAGUAAUUUCGGCAUGGGCUAGCCAAGGGUCUCCAUGGACCAACGGGGAUCGGCCAGAUUUUGAUCCUGAUGAAUGUUGGCCUGACUGCAUGGGUACUUGUAGUAUUGAUUUUCAUCACCCUUACGGGGAUUUUGGUGGAUCUGGGGGAAACCCUGCAAAAGCUGACGGAGGGAGAGAAGCAAGAGUGUCAAGAUACAGAGAAAAAAGACGAACGCGGCUGUUCUCAAAGAAAAUAAGAUAUGAGGUUCGGAAGUUGAAUGCAGAAAAGCGGCCCCGAAUGAAAGGGAGGUUCGUCAAGAGGGCAUCCUUUGCUUCGGGACCUGCUUUUCCUUUACUCAGCAAAUAACUGUCAACUACCCAGUUUCUUUUGUAGUCACUAAUAGACUGGAAUGUGUAUAGGAUCGCAUAAAUAAUUUGAUAUCUUUUUGUUAUUGCGACAAAAUAAAUUGAUAUCUUAAUUAACUGAAAAGCCUAUGUCAAUGUAUUUUACGUUCAAUUC